Messenger RNA from Tigriopus californicus, 1152 nucleotides. RefSeq names its product geranylgeranyl transferase type-2 subunit beta-like (gene betaggt-II). The coding region runs from base 57 to 1085 and encodes 342 amino acids. Gene Ontology annotation, cellular component: Rab-protein geranylgeranyltransferase complex. The record is from RefSeq and is a predicted model, not a curated record. Gene Ontology annotation, molecular function: Rab geranylgeranyltransferase activity. Lineage: Eukaryota; Metazoa; Arthropoda; Copepoda; Harpacticoida; Harpacticidae. Gene Ontology annotation, biological process: protein geranylgeranylation. The transcript is spliced from 2 exons.
GAAAAUGUCUAGAAUGUCAUCAUUCACACCACGCUCUUGUCACGACCCUUUCAGGUAUGGCCCAAGUUACUUCUACAGGUGUGACAGGAGGGGCUAGGAAGCCGUUAGCUCUGUCAUCACCCGGACCCACAAAUCUUUUGUUGGAGCAACACGCCAAGUUUGUGGUUAAAUAUAGUGAAAACAAAGAUGAUUACGAAUUUGUGAUGUCAGAAUUUCUUCGAAUCAAUGGGGUGUACUGGAGUUUGACUGCUUUAGACUUAAUGUAUGCCAAAGAGGAAUUGCACAAAGAGGAGAUCAUGUCAUUUGUUUUGCAAUGCUACGACUCUGAAUCUGGGGGAUUUUCUCCCGCUCACCGACAUGACCCCCAUAUCUUAUACACCCUCAGUGCUAUUCAAGUAGCUGCCACAUUCGACGCAAUGGAUCGCUUGGACCAAGAAAGUGUGGUGCGCUACAUACAAAAGCUUCAAAAUAAAGAUGGAAGCUUUUCUGGAGAUAUAAUGGGCGAAGUUGACAACAGAUUCUCUUUCUGCGCUGUCUCUUGCUUAGCUUUGCUCAAACGGUUAGAUGCCAUUGAUGUGGAUAAUGCCGUAAACUAUAUCUGCUCAUGUCUGAACUUUGAUGGAGGAUUUGGAAGUCAAGCGGGAAGCGAGAGUCACGCCGGAUUGAUAUUUUGUUGUAUUGGGGUUUUGUCAAUCACCCAACAACUGCAUCGGAUAGAUGCUGAUAUCAUUGGUCACUGGCUCUGCCAAAGACAAUUACCUUGCGGAGGUCUGAAUGGUCGACCGGAGAAACUACCGGAUGUGUGCUACAGUUGGUGGGUCCUUUCUUCAUUGGCCAUGAUUGGUAGGCUGCAUUGGAUUGACUCCAAAGACAUCAGUCAAUUUAUCUUGGCUAGUCAAGAUGAGGAGACCGGGGGUAUCUCGGAUCGUCCUGGUGAUCUACCGGAUCCUUUCCACACCCUUUUUGGCCUAGCUGGAAUUUCUCUCUUAGGAAAUACCAAGCUAAAAACGGUCAAUCCUGUAUUUUGCAUGGCCCAAGAGGUUUUGGAUAGAAUGGGAAUCAAACCGCAACUCCUAGAAACAUGAUCCAAUGUGUGUUUGUUCACUCAAAGAUUGUUAAUGAUGCCAAAAUAUACUAGCUAUCAAAAUAUCA